CGGCUCACAGCACGGCUGCACCUUGGUCCUCAUCUUUCAACGGCCGUGACACUGUACCUGUUUCUGGACACGUUACAGACUGGAAUGAAAUGACUGGACACCUCUGAAUUUCUGAGAGUCGUGUGACUUAUCUACUGUACAUCUGAUUCAUGAGUUGAUGCAUUUACAUAGUGGUGGGUGGAUAUGGGAGUCCUGGGGCAUGACAUCUUCCCACUUCCUUACACACAACAGACAGGAUGUGGGUGUUCUUCAGCAAACAACAUCAURUGCGGUUGUUCACAUUUGCUUAACUUUUUAAGACGUGCAACUGUAGGAAGUCCACUCUGAAGAUAAUCAAUGGUGAUGCAAUACAAAAUGGAUGCACAUACUGUAUAAGAAAAACGGAAUGUUACCAACGUUUKUGAAAAGCCAAAGGYAAGCCAAUACAACAGGAAGGCAGAUAUAGGAGCAGUCACUCCAAUCAGUUUUGUAACAACCUUUAGAAACCUGAAGUAUUCCAACAUGUUUUUUGGGGACGGCCUGAUUGUUAGACAGUUUGUAGAUAGCAGGGAAACUCUUCUUUUCAGUGUAAAACUUUUUCCUUGGCAAGCUCAAAGCAGGUUAGUUUAGCUCAGCCAUCUGAAGAUCGUGUAAUUGGUCCCUUGAUCAAACAGGGUGAUUGAACAGGGCAAUACAGCUAUAGUGUGAAGGGACAUUGGGCACAAAUCUUGUUUUAUGUUCGUAAAGGAUAUUGGGAUUUGGAAUACCGGUACAUUGCCAUUUAAUUGGAUGAUUUUGUCUAUUGGUUGUUGUUCUACUACGUUGUAUUGUUUCUAAAAAAGCUAUUCCUUUAGAACUGUGGAAAAAUCCAGUUUAACAAGGUACUUUACCCUACUGUGCUGAUUGCUUUGACAUAAAUCUCUCCAACAGGAAGCACUUUUCCCUGCAAAAUGUAUGUUAUGCGCAGUUCCAGCUACUUAUCCGAAACCAGAAGAUGAAAUGAAGGCUUGUGUUGCCACACAUCUUUUUUGUAACUGUCACAACUCUCCAUUAGCAACGGAAAGAAAGCAACUGUUGUUCUAACGCCACGGAGAUGCUCUCCUGUCACUUCACGUUAAACAUUCUAAAGAGUUCACAUUUUAUUUGAGUUUCUUUUGUGUUUAGGGUUCUAAUGGGAUGAUCAAUGAAUUUGUAGAAAUGCAAAUAAGGUACAGUGUCCUGCAUCUGCUGCUGUAGUAGAAGAGAAGCUSUGAACAACAUUGACCAAAUAAACCUCAUCGAAUAAAGGGAACAUAUUCACUCCCUUACAUGACAUGAAGUCCCACAGAUGUCAGGAAGUUGACGAUUCUGAUGAAAUCUGUCUUCCCUCGUUCUUCGUUGCGCAAAAGGGAAUAGCACAAAAUGCCUGCCUUAAAAUGUGAAAACUGUGUAGUAGAGUAAAGAUGCACAAAAUCCCAUAGAUCAUCAGUCAGAUAUCAAAGCACACCACUGCUAUCUCUGGACAGAUCUCAUACUUUGAAUURAGUAACGCAAAGACAAUUUACUAAAAUGUCUGUCAAUGGGACAWAGGUUUAUGUGAUCAUUCACAGUGGAGUCCAGUCAGCCUGCAUUAAAKGAGUCAAUGAUCACAAAAAUGAGGGAAAAGUUGAUAAUAUUGUCAUGUAUUAACAGCCAUUUAUUUGACAUGAAAUGCACAUAAUGUGAAUCUAUGGUAAUGUUUCAUUUGAUUUCCAAACCUAACCUUUUCAUUGUUUUCCCAAUAGGCAACCACCAACAUGAUUAUCAACAUAGUCACCUGGAUCUUACCCAGGCCCACACACCUAAAAUUGGCCACAGACAAAUGAGACAUGACAAGCCCCAGCGCAUGAACAACAUCCUAACCUCGCAGACAGAGCCAUACGACCUGGACAUGUCCUUCUCACGCUCCUUCCAGAACCUCACCCACCUGCCUCCCAACUACGAGCUGGCGGCAAUGAGCAAAGCUGACUUAAGUAAAUACUCCUCUCUCCACAAAUUAAGUGAUAAGGACAUAGAUGAGUACUACARGCGGAAGCGACACCAAGACUUGGCAGGUCGGCAGAUUCUGCAGCCGCCCCACAUGGUGAAGCUGAACACAGAGCCCCACCAGCAGCACCGUCAGCGGCCUCACCGUGUCCAGAGGYCCAUGUCCCAGGACCAUGUGCUGUCCCCAGAGAGGACCCCACGUCAUGGCUACGGCCUCUCYGCCUACAACAUGGGCYUCUCUUCCUACGGCAGCCGCAUUCUCUCAGAGGAGCAGCUGCUCUCCGCAGACCGCCUGCAGUCCCAGGACCCCCUGCUCUCGCCGGACAAGAUGCUGUCGCUGCGGCGCUCCAACUUCCGGGAGAAGGCCAUGUCGCGGGCCAUGUCCCAUGUAGACAUCAACUUUGUGCCCACCACACCUGUCAUGGACCGCAGUGAGCGCUACGCUAAGAUGCAAAAGAUGCACUCCCAUCCCACUACCAUCAACGACUCAUACAACACACUCACCGUCAACCACCCGACCACCAACAAGAGGCAGCAGUUUGCCUCACGACGGACACACACGGUGGACCAUCUACAGUACAUCCCAGGCCACCAYCACAACAACCAGUACCGCACYGCCAGUAAGAACGAGGUAACUGUUUAACGAGAGGGUGGCUGGCCAAGGAUUCCUGUGUCAACAGACUGUCAACAGAUGAAAACAGCAGAUACUUCCAGAGGUGUGCAACCUCACCAUAGGUCUUCUUUUCAAAGUAGCCAACAACUAACCCUUCUUGCUUUCAGCUCAAGCUCUCUGUUUCAUUCAGAUUUGGAUUAUCACAACUAGAAUCAACAACCACAAAGACAUCUGUWCUUUCUCUAUAGGGCAACAUAAGGGCUUUGCACGUUGACACAUAAGGAAUGCUUUAUGUGAGGUUAUUCGUAAGAKGACAAUAUUUUUUAAAAAGGGGAAUUGGAAAGGAACUGGAUCAACUUUAUAAAUAUAUACAUAUAUUUACUAUUUGUAUUUUCAGUCCUUGUUAUAGCUUUAGAGAUUCUUAUUGAACUUAACUGGUGUUAGAACUUCAAGAGGUGCCUCUCGYAAUUGUUCCCAWUUCAAUGAUGAKGUGGARUUGUGGGUUAAAAAGCACAAUUAAUGMMUUUUUUCUCUGUUGAUUUAUUCUUGUUUUUUGGUAACGGKCAGCACAUAUCAGCUUAUUAGUGSAUAUAGUGGCAAUUUCCGUUGCAUAAAUGAUUGUAAAUAGGCUAUAUUAGCAGAAGUAUACACUAAAUGAGAAGAGCUGGACAAGUGGAAUUGUUGAGUUUCUACCCAAGAGUCUACAGUCUUUUCACAAUUAAAGAUCACAAUUUCAGAUUAGUCCAACCCCUCAACAAAUACUUGAUACUAACAAACAUGUACAAUAAUGUGUGUGCGUAUGUGUGUAUAUUUUUGUAACUGUGCUUGUAGGAUGAUUGUGUAUGGCUAGGGUUGAAUCAACCUCWUGCCACUGUUAAUUGGCAGCUUUAGACUGUAGGCACACUACUCCACAGGUGACCAUGUAAYCUAAUGCUUCUUUCAAUAGCUUCAUUUUCUGCACUCAUUCCCUCGCUAUAUAAUCCAAGUGGAUGACAUCCAUUUUGUUUUGAGUUGGGAAAAGCUGCAUUCAUUUUGAUAUACAGUAUUGUUGUAUAUUUGACUCCAUCAGAGUUGAAGAAUAGUAGUUGUUGUUAUGUGUUUACAAUUGUUACAUUGUUGCAGGUGUGUUGACGUACCUGAAACAAUCAACAAAGAGGACAUCAAUAUAAUCACUAGCUAAGCAAGGAUUAAAACUGUGAUUUUUAUGUCCAGAUGUUUUCAUUAAAGCAAUGCCUUAUUGUGUGGAAGCCCAUACUCAUGUUCUUAAUGUACAAUCACGCUUGUGUUUUUAUGUCUUGUGUCUAACGUGUUGAUCCGUAACCAGCUUUGUAUGUCAUUUUUUAUCAUGGAUGAUUUACCAGCACUAUAGAAGCAAAGGACAGAAUCAGUUUCGGUGAUAUACCUCAGAAUCUAUAGGACACAAAUUUUACAAGGAUGAAAUUCUUAAAUUAACAAAAUGUUCUUUGAAAAGAAGCAAAGGAAGUGAUUAUUUUAAGCAAAAAACAUAAUAAACUAGAAUUGAAAAAAUAUUUCACAUGAUWAAAAAAAAUGUCUUCCACAUUWUCGAAUUCAUCCAGACUUCCUUGUGGACUCCCGCUGUGUCCUCUUAUACUUACAGAGUAACAGACACAUCAAGUACAUGAUUUGUCGUUGUUUUUACUUUUCAACUAUCUCUUCAGUUAACAAGAAAGUCCAAAUAUUAUCGUAAAAUCCUGGGUCAUGGAAAUGGGUAUAUAGACAUUUACUGUAGAGAUGUUGUUAUAUAAAUUUGCUGGUCAUUGUCAAUUUCAAACAUUGUCACUGGUGUGCUACCUUAAAUGUUAGGAGCUUGCAUAAUAUUGUUACAACUUGUGCAGUGUGUCCAUAUUUAAGACUUAAUUUUGCUUUGUCGUUUUGUCAUUACAACAGAGGCUAACAUUGCAAUUUUUCUUAUUAAAUGAUAUGCGUAUAUCAUUAUAUGACUAGCUAUAUUAUACUGUAUGUUCACAUGCAAUGUAGACACAGUAGAAAUUGAUGCACUUGAAAUAUUAAGAGCAAUUAUUACACUAGUUUCAAGCCCCUGUAUCAGCUAAGAUACUGAGAGGAUAGCAAAUAAAAUGUCAUUUAUUUUGAGGUUCAAGUUAAGGCCAGAGUACCAAAAAAAACAUGAUAGUUCAGUAUGGAGUUUCAUAGUCCUUGUCAAGCUCCAAUGAUAGUUUUAUAGCCAUUUUUUGUUGUUGUAGCUAUGUCAGAGAAAGAAAAAAAAAUUGCAACGAAAAAAUGACAUUUGAUGGCCCUGACUCUGACAUGGUGGACCUGCAACACUGUGUUGUACUGAUGUUACACCACCGGAAUCUUACAGACAUGUCUCUAAGCAACCAUCUGUCUGGCUCAAAUACAUCCACCCCAUUGCAGAGCUCUGGUUUUACUUUCCAGUCAGUCAAUGAUAUUGCCCACAAGAAGCUUUUCCCACACACAUGAGGCUAGAGCUCAGUUUUGGCAGUAGGUUCUGAGACUAACGUGCUGCUAAGUUGUUGCGUCCCAAGAUCUGUCUGCUGUAAAAGCACUGUUUACUUUUGUUGCAAAUAUUCCUUGCCAUUUAUUAAGCUUGUAUUUUUAUGUGUCAAUGUGGUAUGAAUGAAAAUUCCUUUGUGUCUUUGUUGCACAAACAAUGGAGGACUAAUUUAAAAGGCUUCAAAGCAAGCAGUAUACGACUGUUCCUGUGCAAAUGUUUUUGUUUACAAAUGAAUUAUUAAAGCACAUCCCAUGUGUAUUGUACAAAACAAUAAUCAGUUUAGUAAAUAUGGAGUCUGGGGGAAUUUUUUCACAUAUUCAUUUAAACAAUAUUCACGAAUUAGAGUGAAUUGGUAAUAUUGGUAUUAUGUUUUUUCAUGGCUGAGGUAUAAACAUAUAACUAACUGUAAAGAAUGACAGAGAACCAUAACCCACAUCUACUGUAUAUAUGGAAUUAUACAACUUGUUUGACAGUCUAAUAAAUGUAUAAACCUAAACAUUUCAACAUCAAAUUAGCAUGUACCCCAUAGAUAUAAUACUAUGGACCUCCAGGUUAAGUUACAAAUCGUUGUUAUCCUGUCACCUAUAUUAACUAGACUAAAUGCUACUCUGAGAUUUCUGCAAGAAGUUGCCCAAAUUGCAACCUCACCCACAAGGUCUUACACGCCACACAUUUGGAAUACACAUGAAACAAGAUAAAGAAACAACAUCUUUAUCCAKUGCAGUGCAUUGAUGACAAGACCUGCUAUAGUAUAUCCCUUUGUCCUUUGUCAUUAAAUAAAGUUUCCAGUGCUCRUCCACUGCUGCAGUUUGUAUAAWUCUAUUGGUAGGUAAAGUUGUUAACUACACAUUAKUGAUUAAAWUCAAUAGGGGAGCAUUAUCAACUCUUUUUUCCCCUCCUCUUCCCCUGAGAGUUUGAAUCUYCUGUAUUGUACUAUCGACAGAGGUCAUUGACCUAAUGGCACUCACAGUAACAACAGAARACAUUAUGACUGCCAUUACUCUGAUGACACACAUAUUAAUACCCACUGUUUCCAGAACAGCCAGUGCAAUUUCAAAGCCUCUUUAAAUUCAUAGAGUCAGAAGAAAACAUUUCGUCGCAACAUGAAAACAAAAGCCUUGUGGUUACAAUUGUGUACAGAUAAAUGGGAAACAGCUAUGGUUUUCACUUUGUGUAGGACCCUCCCAUUUGCAUUUAGAUGGGAAUAGGUCAUGGCUAUUGGAACAUGUGAGGUAAGAASGAAACAGCAGUGGUCAGACACAUUAACAGACAGAAAGGAAAAUGA
Salvelinus sp. IW2-2015 is the source of this 6375-nucleotide messenger RNA. Its product is annotated as protein shisa-6-like. The record is from RefSeq and is a predicted model, not a curated record. NCBI's taxonomy places the organism in Eukaryota, Metazoa, Chordata, Actinopteri, Salmoniformes, Salmonidae. Gene Ontology annotation, biological process: regulation of short-term neuronal synaptic plasticity; regulation of AMPA receptor activity. Gene Ontology annotation, cellular component: AMPA glutamate receptor complex; postsynaptic membrane; postsynaptic density.